GCCGCGGGAGUCGUCGGGCGCCGGGAGGCCCAGUCGCACGCAGAACAGGAAGAGGCGUCCUACGGCUGCCACCGAGAGGGGAAGAGAGGCUGCGCGCAGCUGGGCGGUGGCCCUCUCGGGAGAGGUGGGCAGGUGGGCCAACGGGUGAGGACCGCUGUGCGGGUCACUUACAAUUCCUUCCCUUCCCUUCCACCUUCGCAGGGUGGCGGCUGACGGCGGCGCGAUGGACCUGGCUGGGCUCCUACAGGAUGAAGAAGGUACCUUCUCCCUCACCGGCUUCCAAGACUUCACGUUUCUUCCAGGACACCAGAAACUGAGCGCUCGAAUCCGAAGGCGACUCUAUUAUGGAUGGGACUUGGAGACAGACUGCAGCCUGGAGGAGCUCUCCAGCCCUAUGGCAGACAUUACUGUAGAGCUUCUUCAGAAGGCAGCACCCAGUCCUGUUCGCCGACUCCAGAAGAAAUAUGUAGCCCACGUGUCCCGAGAGGCUUGUAUCUCCCCUUGUGCUAUGAUGUUGGCUCUGGUAUACAUUGAGCGCCUUCGGCACCGAAACCCAGAUUACCUGCAGCACGUGUCGUCUUCUGAUUUGUUUCUGAUCUCCAUGAUGGUGGCCAGUAAAUACCUUUAUGAUGAAGGGGAGGAAGAGGAGGUCUUCAAUGAUGAAUGGGGAGCUGCUGGGGGAGUUGCUGUGCCUACUCUCAAUGCCUUGGAAAGGGGCUUCCUGAGUGCCAUGGAUUGGCGUCUCUACACUGAUCCUCGGGAGAUCUUUGAGUUGCUGAGUUGGCUGGAGAGCUGUGUGGCUGAGCAGCAAGGACGGCGGCGGGGCUGGUACACCUACACAGACCUGUGUGUACUGCUGGAGCAACCAGCGUGGCAGCUGUCUCUGGGCUCCCUAUGUCAGCGGCUGGUAAAGCUAUCCUGCCUGUUAGCCGUGGCAUAUAUGAGCAGUGUGGCCUUAGCUGUGGCAUCAGUGGCUGUAAUACACCAGUCCUUAGGGCUAUCCUGCAGCCCCUCACCAGGUCCUCCUGACCUCACACCGGCCUCCAAGAGCCUCUUGCAGCCCUGCAUAUCUUCGCCUGUACCACAGUGCCUGACUAAUGUCUCCAGCUGCCAGGAAGGCAACAUAGAGCUGUCUUCACUCUGGGGCAGUCUUCUGGGCCCAUUGACACCCCCUCCGAUACCUCCCCCAGACCCUCCUGCCCCACCUACUCUUUUCCACAAAUGUCCUUUUUGUCAGAAGUUACAGAGAAACUCCCCAAACUGCCGUGCCUGCCACCAGCCUAACCGUACGGUGUCUAUUGGUCCUUCCCACCCCUUUUACUAUACCCAUGGCCUGGCCCCACCCUGGCUCUGGAGCCCACUGGCCCCUCCAUUCCUCCAACCCCAACAGUGUUCUCUUUUUAGUGUCAUGGAGCUGGCCCGACUCAAGUCCUUCAUUUUCCCAGGUUAGGUAGGGUUCGAGAAAUGCAUUAAGAGGGAUUGGGAGUCCCUGAGAACCUGGAAGAAGAAAACUUGAUUUAGAUUUUUGCUACCUCUCUGGGUUCUUGGCUAGUCCCCUGUCCUCCUGGAUAGGAGCAUAAGGGGUUAUGGGGCAGGACAAGGUUCUUCACUCUCCUAGACCUCACAGGUUGUCUAGUAGGCCAGGACACCAAUGGUGCCUGGGACUGUUCAGCUCAGUGACCACAAGAGAAGCACCCAAGUCUUUGCCUUCCCCAGCUUGGGGAGGUCGAUCUUUUCUUUGAAGCUUCCAAAGAUGGAAGGGUGAGGGUGGGAGGUGUGGGAUGUGGAUGAGGAGAGGAAGGAAGCACUGAUGUGGUUCUGUGUGAUGUCUCUGAGUCAGGAAAACCAGGGACAGAUGGUACCAAGAUAGGAGCUGCUGAGGGAAGGAAGGCUUCCUGAAUGGACGCUCGCCACACUCAUCCCUUGGAUAUAGUUGUCACAGCCAAGGAUUGCUGGGUCCUUCAACCUUGUCCUUGUGUCUUCCAACCUUAGUGUCUUGCUCCAAGGCUUCCACUCUACCGGUUUCUUUCUAGGUGUCCUCUUCACAGGCCUCUCUGGGCACCACUGCUUUGUAUCUGGGGUUUUCAUGCUUUUGUAGAACUGAAGUUUCAAUAAACAGUUUCAGUUGCAUGGCCUGGCCUUUUCCUUCUGCAUUAUCUUUUG
This is a messenger RNA of Acomys russatus (golden spiny mouse), 2163 nucleotides long. RefSeq names its product cyclin Pas1/PHO80 domain containing 1 (gene Cnppd1). Bases 224 to 1450 code for a protein of 408 amino acids. Gene Ontology annotation, biological process: regulation of cyclin-dependent protein serine/threonine kinase activity. NCBI's taxonomy places the organism in Eukaryota, Metazoa, Chordata, Mammalia, Rodentia, Muridae. Gene Ontology annotation, cellular component: nucleus; cyclin-dependent protein kinase holoenzyme complex. Gene Ontology annotation, molecular function: cyclin-dependent protein serine/threonine kinase regulator activity; protein kinase binding. The record is from RefSeq and is a predicted model, not a curated record. The transcript is spliced from 8 exons.